AUGAAGAUCUCCAGCAGCAGCAACAACAAGAAUAGCAGCAUUGACGAUAACGAUAAGCUUCGCGCGUGGGGAAAACAAGAGGCAUUUAAUUAUAUAAAAAGAGAACUUUGUAUUUUUUUUUUCUGGUGCACACUUUGGCAGCAAACGGUUACGUACAACUUUACAUAUCAGCAUCACAAGCACGUUACACAAAUAAGCAUCCACAGCAUGAUGACUCACGCAUUAGCAGGCGAACAGACACGUCUUGUUUCUGGGUCUACCUCGAGAUCUCGUCCAAACGGGAGACGUAUCUCCAAGAGGUCCAAAGUAGUCAUAGCCACGGUGAUCUCGAUUGGUUUGCUACUAGCGUUGGUCCACCUGGCCUUUCCCAGCACAUUUGCAUUGCGUUCUACACCAAACAAAAAGAAGAAUGUCAUCUUCUUCGUCACGGAUGGUAUGGGGCCCGCCUCUUUGUCCAUGGCUAGAUCGUUCAACCAACAUAUCCAUGAUUUGCCUAUAGAUGACAUCCUAAUGCUGGACCAGCAUUUUAUCGGUUCCUCCAGAACAAGAUCUUCGGACUCGCUAGUCACUGACUCUGCUGCGGGCGCCACCGCAUUUGCAUGUGCUUUAAAGUCUUACAAUGGAGCCAUCGGUGUAGAUCCACAUCAAACUCCAUGUGGCACGGUGCUAGAAGCAGCCAAAUUGGCAGGUUAUUUCACUGGGCUUGUGGUCACAACAAGAAUCACAGACGCUACUCCGGCGUCUUUUAGCUCCCACGCAGACUUCAGAUGGCAAGAAGAUCUCAUUGCUACGCACCAAUUGGGUGAAUACCCUCUCGGUAGAAUGGUAGAUUUGCUAAUGGGUGGUGGUAGAACUCACUUUUAUCCUCAAGGUAGUGAUGCUUCUCCUUACGGCCACCAAGGUUCCAGAAAAGACGGUAGAGACUUGAUUGACGAAGCUCAGUCUAAUGGCUGGCAAUACGUGGGCGACCGUAAAAGUUUUGACUCGUUGCUAAAUGCCCAUGGCGACAAUGUUACUCUGCCGCUGCUGGGUCUUUUUGCAGACAACGAUAUCCCAUUCGAAAUCGACAGAGACAAGAAGGAGUACCCUUCCCUCAAGGAGCAAGUAAGUGUGGCAUUGAAGGCAUUGGAAAAGGCUUCCGACGAGGACGAAGACUCUAACGGGUUUUUCCUAAUGGUAGAAGGCUCCAGAAUUGAUCACGCCGGCCACCAAAACGACCCCGCCUCCCAAGUGAGAGAAGUUCUUGCGUUCGAUGAGGCAUUCCAAUAUGUCUUAGAAUUCGCCAAAAAUUCCGACACUGAAACCGUUCUGGUAUCCACCUCGGAUCAUGAAACAGGUGGAUUAGUCACCUCGAGGCAAAUCACUGCUAGUUAUCCGGAAUAUGUUUGGUAUCCACAAGUACUGGCCAACGCCACCCAUUCAGGUGAGUUUUUGAAAAAGAAACUAGUGGACUUUGUUCACGACCUAGGCGCCACUGGCAAGCUAGAAAAUUUUAUCAAACAUGAAAUCUUAGAAAGAGAUUUGGGUAUCUUCGACUACACCGACGAUGAUGUGAAUACGUUGAUCCAUUUGGGUGAUAACGCAAAUGCCAUUCAAGAGAAGUUGAACGACAUGGUUUCUUUCAGAGCACAAAUCGGCUGGACCACACACGGCCACAGUGCAGUCGAUGUUAACAUAUAUGCAUACACUAAUAGGAAAACCACAUGGUCUCGUAUAUUGGAGAAACUGCAAGGUAAUCAUGAAAAUACUGAAAUCGGUCAAUUUUUGGCAGACUACUUGGAGCUAAAUUUGAACAAAGUCACUGAUUUGAUUCGCGACACCAAACACUCAUUGGAUUUCAGUGCUACAGAAAUAACUAAUGAAGUUCCUCACUACGAUGAAUACUAUCAUGAAUUGUCCACCUGA
Molecule: messenger RNA, 1905 nt
Organism: Saccharomyces eubayanus
Lineage: Eukaryota; Fungi; Ascomycota; Saccharomycetes; Saccharomycetales; Saccharomycetaceae
Gene: PHO8
Product: alkaline phosphatase PHO8
Exons: 1
Coding region: 1-1905 (634 amino acids)
Biological process (GO): dephosphorylation
Cellular component (GO): fungal-type vacuole membrane
Molecular function (GO): alkaline phosphatase activity
Source: RefSeq, a predicted model, not a curated record